Messenger RNA from Dendronephthya gigantea, 3669 nucleotides. RefSeq names its product exportin-2-like. NCBI's taxonomy places the organism in Eukaryota, Metazoa, Cnidaria, Anthozoa, Malacalcyonacea, Nephtheidae. Gene Ontology annotation, biological process: protein export from nucleus; protein import into nucleus. The record is from RefSeq and is a predicted model, not a curated record. Gene Ontology annotation, cellular component: cytosol; nuclear envelope. Gene Ontology annotation, molecular function: small GTPase binding; nuclear export signal receptor activity.
CAGGCACAUCACAUGGCGCGCGAUUCAGGAAGAGAAAUUUGAAAUCAACUUCGAUCACUUCAAACUGAUAUAUUUUGAAUUAUUUUGAAUAGAAAUCGCAGCGUUUUAAAGAUAACGAAGGAUACUUCAUCGUGGUUCAUUCUUGUUGUGAGAACAACUCGUUGCAAGUAUGAAUUUCGAAGCAAACGCCCAGAACUUGCAAGUGCUUGCCGGUAGAUUACAGGAAACCCUCAGCUCGGAAGAUCAACUCAGAAGAGACGCUGAGAAGUUUCUUCAAACAAUAGAAGGCAAUAGUAAUUACUCAUUGCUCUUGCUUCAUAUUGUUGAGAAUGGUUCGUUUGACAGCAUGAUCCGGUUGGCAGCGGCCAUCACGUUCAAGAAUUUUGUGAAACGACAGUGGCGCGUGGUUGAUGGUGAUCCUAACAAAACACAAGAAGACAGGGAAAGCAUUAAAGUUUUGAUAAUUGACUUGAUGUUGAAGAGUCCACCGCAGUUACAAAGCCAGUUGAGUGAUGCUGUCAGUAUCAUUGGCAGAGAAGAUUUUCCAAGAAAAUGGCCAAAUCUACUACCAGAAAUGGUUAAAAAAUUUGGCUCCGGAGACUUCCAUAUCAUCAAUGGUGUCUUGAAAACUGCUCAUUCCUUGUUCAAAAGGUACCGCCAUGAAUUCAAGUCCCAGGAGCUUUGGGAAGAAAUCAAAAUUGUUUUGGAUGGAUUUGCGAAGCCGAUAACAGAAUUACUUCAGUCAACAAUGGAUCUGGCAAAUCAGCACAGCAACGAUCCAGAAUCGCUGAAGGUUCUGUUCAGUUCUUUGACAGUGAUCUGCAAGAUUUUCUACAGUUUAAACUCGCAGGACCUUCCGGAGUAUUUUGAAGAUAAUAUGGAGGUGUGGAUGAAACAUUUCUUGGUCAUAUUAACCACAGACAAUAAACUAUUAAAAACAGAGGACGACGACGAAGCGGGUCCACUUGAAUUGAUUAAAUCACAAAUAUGUGAUAAUGUCUCGAUGUACGCUCAAAAAUAUGACGAGGAAUUUCAGCCUUAUCUACCUGGAUUUGUUAGUGCAAUAUGGAACUUGCUCACCACGAUUGAAAAUAGAGUGAAAUAUGACUUGCUUGUCAGCAACGCAAUCCAAUUCUUAACGUCCGUGUGUGAGAGAUCUCACUACAAGGGCCUGUUUGAAGAUCAAAGCAAUCUGCAAAGCAUUUGCGAGAAAGUUAUAGUGCCUAAUAUGGAAUUCAGAGAUGCCGAUGAAGAGGAAUUUGAGGAUAAUCCUGAGGAAUAUAUCAGGAGAGAUAUCGAGGGCUCAGAUGUGGACACUCGCCGCCGCGCUGCUUGUGAUUUUGUGCGUGGUUUGUGCAAAUACUUUGAGGAACCUGUGACCGCGAUCUUUUCACAUUACGUCACAAUGUUACUAGAGCUUCACGCUGAAGAUCCGGCCAGAAACUGGAAGAGCAAAGACUGUGCUAUUUACUUGGUCACCUCGCUAGCUACGAAAAAACAAACUGCUAAACACGGAGCUACACAGGCCAGUGAACUGGUGAAUUUAACCGAUUUCUUCAACAAUCAAAUAUUACCUGAACUCAAGAAUCCUAACAUCGACUUGACUCCUGUGCUGAAAGCUGAUUCUUUGAAAUACGUAGCUGCCUUUAGAAAUAUGCUCUCUCGUGAGAUAUUAAUCGGAUGUCUUCCUUAUCUAAUAAACUACUUAAAAGCAAAGUCAGUUGUGGUCCACACGUACGCCGCUUACGCCAUCGAAAGAAUAUUUACUUUGAAAAAUCCAGGUGGAGGAGCACCAAUCACUCGAGCAGAGGUGAAGCCAGUGUUGGAAGACUUGCUUUUGAAUUUAUUCAAAGCUUUGGAACUUCGUGGGUCUGAAUUGAACGAGUAUAUGAUGAAGGCAAUAAUGCGGACAUUUUCAAUGAUGCAAGAUGAUAUGUCCCCGUACAUGACACAAUUACUCAGUCAACUUAUCGCCAAGUUAGCAGCUGUCAGCAAGAGUCCAAGCAGGCCACAGUUCAAUCAUUAUCUCUUUGAAUCACUUUCAUGCGCUAUACGAUUCACGGGGACAAGCAGUGAGAAACUAGGAGAAUUUGAACAUGGAUUGUUUCCAAUAUUUACCGAAAUUAUUCAACGUGAUGUUACAGAGUUUCUUCCCUAUGUCUUUCAAGUCUUGUCCCUUCUCCUGGAGCUUCGAAAAGAUGAAGUACCAGCGUCGCAUUUGGGCCUCUUUCCUUUCUUACUCUCAGCCGCCCCUUGGGAGAGACAAGGUAAUAUUCCUCCAAUGGUUCGACUUCUUCAAGCCUAUAUCAAGAAAGCUCCAGGAAUGGUUACAGAUGAACACAGACUGGGAGGAUUGUUAGGAGUGUUUCAAAAGCUGAUUGCCUCCAAGACAAACGACCAUGAAGGAUUUUACAUAUUAAACACUUUGGUGGAAACCGUGGAUCAAUCAGCUUUGGCGAGACAUAUGCAACAGAUAUUUAUAUUAUUGUUUCAAAGAUUAAGCAGUUCAAAGACCACUAAGUAUGUAAAAGGCUUGUUGGUUUUUCUCUCUUUAUACGCGACCAAGUAUGGCGCUGCCACAUUGGCAGAAAUCGUUGAUUCGCUGCAGAAAAAAUUGUUCGGGAUGGUUUUGGAAAAAUUAUUCAUCGCUGAAGUCCAGAAAGUUUCUGGCAAUACAGAGCGAAAGAUAUGUGCCGUUGGCAUUACAAAUAUUUUAACACAAUGUCCGGUCAUGUUGUCGGAGUAUAAUAACUGCUGGGCGCCUCUGUUGACUGCGCUCCUUAAGGUGUUUGAAUUACCUGAAGACACGUCCACGCCUGAUGACGAACACUUUAUUGAAAUAGAAGACACGCCUGGUUAUCAAGCAGCUUACUGUCAACUGGCCUUUGCUGGCUCAACAGAUCACGAUCCUUUUUCAACUACAAUUCCUGAUGCAAAGAUCUAUCUUGCGCAAUGUUUAAAUAAACUCUCAACUGCUCACCCAGGAAAAGUUACACCGAUGAUAAAAUCCAGUUUACCACCAGAUGCUUUAGCAUGUCUCGAGAAGUAUUUCACAGCCGCAGGAGUUGCACUGUCCUAGCGAAGCGGACAAUGUGUCGUGCGUUUAACGAGAAGAUAUUCCGUGCUACCGCUUGAAAAGUUCGUGGUCACGUGUAGGAAAAACGUGCAGGCGAAUCCGACGUCUCGUGUUCUAGAUAGAUAGAUGGCAGUAUCGUAAAAUAUGCUAAAGGUGGCGGUUCAUCUCAGAUCUUUAAUAUAGUUUCCAAAAAGACUGCCAUUCUAAAAGCGCGGGAAAAACUCCUGGGCUAAAGAUUACCAUAAAACCAUUAUAAGUUUUUAUUUCUUUCACACCCAAGUGAUGGCGAAUGCUUAGGAGUAUUUUUUGUAUAGGUAUAAACUAAUUUUGGUGGUAGCAUUUUUUUGGGGUUAAAAAAUAACCCGUUUAAACGAGACAAAAUAUGGUUCAACAUCCUCUACGAUGAUGCAAAAUGCUUGUUGUAAAUCGUAUUUUCCGAGAAUCAUUGAAAAUCGGUCAACAGCAGUCCAACAUAUAGGGCUCUCCUCUCAAAAGGGGCCACCGCAGCCAAAUUAGCUGGAAGAUUGUAUAAGCUUAUAUGCUAAAAAUAUAUGCUAUGAAAUUAAAAAACAGAGCAAAAAAUAUGUAUUUGU